UAAAAGGCUUAAAAUCAUGAUUAAAUUGUAGGAGAACAUCGAGUCUCUAUGAGGAGAGAGAGGAGGGAGAUGUUACUCAAAACCAGAGAGCAAGAUCUCCAGAGCCCAGCUGUGUGUCUAUGAGGAGUAAUGAAUCCAUGAGACUCCCUGUCACCUUCAGUGAUGGAAAAGAGAUCUUCAACCCCAGGAGAACAUCGAGUCUCUAUGAGGAGAGAGAGGAGGGAGAUGUUACUCAAAACCAGAGAGCAAGAUCUCCAGAGCCCAGCUGUGUGUCUAUGAGGAGUAAUGAAUCCAUGAGACUCCCUGUCACCUUCAGUGAUGGAAAAGAGAUCUUCAACCCCAGAGAUGAUCAGACUGGAGAACUGCAAGAUGCUCACCUACCAGUAUAUGAUGAACAACAGAAAGUCAAAAACCAAUACAAAACCAGUAUGAAGAACAAGUAUGAGAGCUUAUUUGAGGGAAUCAAACUACAAGAGAAUCAAACUCUCCUGAACAGGAUCUACACACAGCUCUACAUCAUAGAAGGAGCGAGUGAAGGGGUGAAUGAAGAACAUGAGGUUUUACAUAUGGAGAGAACUUGCAGUACACAACACUCACAAGACACUCCAAUCAACUGCAAUGAGAUCUUAAAACCAUUGCCUAAACCAGGAUGUGAGGAGAAAGGGCAAAUCAAGACUGUUCUUACUAAAGGCAUUGCUGGAAUUGGAAAAACCGUUUCUGUGCAGAAGUUCGUUUUGGACUGGGCAGAGGGAAAUGCCAAUCAGGAUGUAGAGUUCAUGUUUGUGCUUCCAUUUCGAGAGCUGAACUUGAUUAAAGAUCGCCAAUACAGUCUUCACAGACUCCUGCUGGACUUUCAUCCUGAACUUCAAGAUCUGGACUCAAAAAUUUAUGAGGAGUGCAAAGUUGUGUUCAUCUUUGAUGGUCUGGAUGAAAGCAGAAUUACACUCAUUUUUUCAGACAGUAAGAAAGUAUCUGAUGUAAAUGAGUAUUCAUCCGUGGGUGUGUUGAUGUCAAACCUCAUUAAAGGAGAGCUGCUUCCCUCAGCUCAUAUCUGGAUCACUUCCAGACCAGCAGCAGCCAGUCAGAUCCCCUCUAAAUACAUCCACCGUCUGACUGAAAUUCAGGGAUUCAAUGAUCCUCAGAAGGAGGAAUAUUUCAGGAAGAGAAUCAGUGACGAGCUUCAAGCCACCAGAAUCAUUACACACAUUAGAAGAGCAAGAAGCCUCCACAUCAUGUGCUACAUACCCGUCUUCUGCUGGAUCUCAUGCAAUGUGCUUCAAAAUCUCUUGAAACAAGAUGACAAUGCAGAAAUCCCUCAAACUCUGACUGAAAUGUACAUCCACUUUCUGCUCAUUCAGAUCAACAUGCGGAAUCAGAAGUAUGAAGGGAGAGAUACAAAUGAACUAUUGCAGUCCAACAGAGAAGUGAUCAUUAAACUUUCUGAACUGGCUUUCAAACAGCUAAUGAAGGGUAAUGUCAUGUUUUAUGAGGAGGAUCUGAGUGAGUGUGGCAUAGACAUAAAUGAUGCCUCAGUGUAUUCUGGGAUUUGCACUGAGAUCUUUAAGGAGGAAUCUGUGAUACAUCACAGGAGAGUCUACUGCUUCAUACAUCGGAGCUUUCAGGAGUUUCUAGCUGCUUUAUAUGUAUUUUACUCCCAUCUGAUGAGGAAAAUGGAGUCGUUGCAGUUUUUUCUGGAUAACAGAAAUGAGAGCUAUUCAUCUCAGCCAACGUCUUUGUGUGAGCUUCUAAAACUUGCAGUUACUAAAACUCUUCAGAAUAAAAAUGGUUACCUGGAUCUUUUUCUGCGAUUCCUGUUGGGCAUCACACUGGAGUCAAAUCAGAAACUCUUACAGGAUCUACUGACACGUACAGAAAAAAGCUCAGAGGCCAGCAGAGAGACCACACUGUACAUUAAAGACAAAAUUAAGGAAAGUUAUGGUCUCUUAGCUGACAGAUCUAUUAGUCUGUUCCUCUGUCUUCUUGAAGUAAAUGAUCAGACUCUGUACAGAGAGAUUCAGGAGUUUGUGAAAUCAGGUGAACAUUCAGAGAAUAAACUCUCCCCUGGUCAAUGCUCAGCAAUAACCUACAUUCUUCAGAUGUCUGAGGAAGUGCUGGAUGAAUUUGAUCUCAUGAAAUACAACACAUCAGAUGUGGGUAGAAGGAGACUGAUACCAGCUGUUGUUAACUGCAGAAGAGCUCUACUUGAUGGAUGUCAUCUGUCUAAUCAGUCCUGUGAAAGUUUGUCUUCAGCUUUACGAUCAUCAAACUCCCGUCUGACAGAGCUGAACCUGAAUAACAAUAACCUGCAGGACUCAGGAGUGAAGCUACUCUGUGUUGGACUGAAAAGUUCAGACUGUCAACUGAACAUCCUGAGAUUGGCAGGUUGUAGAUUGACUGGUGAGUGCUGUGAAAGUUUGUCUUCAGCUCUACAGCCAGCUCUGAAAGAGCUGGACCUCAGUGACAAUUGCCUGCAGGAUUCAGGACUGAAGCUGCUCUCUGUUGGACUGAAGAGUUCAAAUUGUCAACUGAAAAUACUGAGAUUGGUCACCUGCAAUAUCACCAGUCAGUCCUGUGAAAGUUUGUCUUCAGCUCUACAGUCACCAAACUCCCGCCUGAGAGUGCUAGACUUGAGUAAAAAUGACCUGCAGGAUUUAGGAGUGAAGCAGCUCUCAGUUGGACUGGAGAGCUCACACUGUCAGCUGGAGAUACUGAGGUUGUCUGGCUGCAUGGUGACAGAGGAGGGCUGUCGUUAUCUUUCUUCAGCUCUGAGUUCAAACCACUCACGCCUGAGAGAGCUGGAUCUGAGCUACAAUCACCCUAGAGAUUUAGGAGUCAAGCUGCUGUCUGAUAGACUGAACCAUUCGAGCUGCACACUAGACAAACUAAAUGUGGAUAAUGGAGGAGAGUUGAGGAUUACAGUAGGACUUCACAAAUGUACGUGUACACACACACACACACACACACACACACACCCCUACACCUUUUGUGAUUGUUUUAUGUCUCUCUUUUUGAGUUCAGAUGCCUGUGAUCUCACACUGGAUCCAAACACAGCACACAAUUGUCUCAUUCUAUCUGAGAAGAACAGAAAGGCGACAUAUGUGGGAGAGUACCAGUCAUAUUCUGAUCAUCCGGAGAGAUUUGAUGGGUGUCCUCAGGUUCUGUGUAGAGAAAGUCUGUCUGGACGCUGUUACUGGGAGGCUGAAUGGAGUGGAAAUGCUAUUAUAGCAGUGACAUAUAAAGGAAUCAGAAGGAAAGGAGGGAGUUGUACCUGUGAAUUUGGAUACAAUAAAAACUCCUGGAGUCUGAUAUGCUUCAAUGACAAAUUUACUGUCUGGCACAAUCUUAUUUCAAUUGACAUAUGUGUCCCUUCACACUCCUAUCGGAGAGUAGGAAUAUAUGUGGAUGUGUCAGCUGGCAUUCUGUCCUUUUAUAGUGUCUCUAACACACACACACUCACACACUUACACACAUUCAACAACGCAUUCACGGAGUCUCUCUAUGCUGGAUUUACUGUUUUUGAUACAGUGUCUCUGUGUCAGUAAAUAACAAAAAGUCAAUGAGUAACAACAGAGGCACCCACAUUCCUGAGGGGAAAAAAAAUCUCACUUGAUAUGUUAGUAUUUUUUAUUGUGGGGUGGUGGUGUGGUGGUGCUGGGAGGGGGAGCUCAACUUUUUCCUUUCUGCCCCAGACUGAGUUGAUGUAUUCAUGUGUUCUGUAUGUUGUAAGAUUCUAUUGUGUAGUGGAAAUUUUAAUAUUCACUGAUCCUUAGUAGGUAUUACAAAGUAGUGUGAGUCAAAUGUUUCUAUUGUGUGAACAGGAUAUAUGUAUGUUUGUAUACCUAUGGAAAUUCAGGAGUAAGACAUUUUGGGAACAGCUGGGAAGGGACCUUUGACCCUAAUAUUUACCCUAUGUGGCGAACAGGACGGCCGAGGGACCUGAGAGAAUGGCGUGAGGCCGGUUGUGCGAUUGCUAAUGAGCAACACCUGUGAGCACACCGGUCUUGCAUCUCUCACGGAGGAGCGGAAGCAUAAAGGGGGAGCGAUGAUGUGGAUGAUCGAGAGAGGAACAGGCCUGGUUUUUGUUUGUAUUUUAUUUUUGGUAGCCAGCAGUCGUCCACGAGGGGCUGCUGGCGGUUUUUACUUUUUGUGUAUUAUUUGCGUUUUAUUUUGGAAGCCAGCAGUCGGCCGUGAGGGGCUGCUGGCGGUUACUUUGAGUUUGUUUGUUUCAAAUUAAAUAAAGUUUUUGUUAUUA
Molecule: messenger RNA, 4252 nt
Organism: Pimephales promelas (fathead minnow)
Lineage: Eukaryota; Metazoa; Chordata; Actinopteri; Cypriniformes; Leuciscidae
Source: RefSeq, a predicted model, not a curated record